This is a messenger RNA of Naegleria lovaniensis, 3675 nucleotides long. RefSeq lists its product as uncharacterized. Gene Ontology annotation, biological process: cytosolic ribosome assembly. The record is from RefSeq and is a predicted model, not a curated record. Gene Ontology annotation, cellular component: cytosol; ribonucleoprotein complex. Gene Ontology annotation, molecular function: ribosome binding; GTP binding; GTPase activity. NCBI's taxonomy places the organism in Eukaryota, Heterolobosea, Eutetramitea, Acrasida, Naegleriidae. The transcript has a single exon. Bases 1 to 3675 code for a protein of 1224 amino acids.
AUGUCCCUGACGCAUAUAACUUCCGAGAAACUUCAUCAAACACAACAAUGUACAAACAAUGUUCGGAAUAUUUGUAUCAUUGCUCACGUUGACCACGGUAAAACGACACUAUCGGAUUUUCUUGUUUCCAGUAAUGGAAUUAUUUCUACAAAUCUUGCAGGCAAAAUGAGAUAUAUGGAUAGCACAGCAUAUGAACAAGAAAAGCGAAUUACAAUGAAAUCCAGUGCUAUUUGUUUAUUGUAUCGCAGAAAGGAAGAGGCAUCUGAAGCAUCCUCUUCACAACAAUCUAAUUUAUCAACAACAACAACUACUUCUAAAGAUUACGUCAUUAACUUGAUUGACUCUCCAGGACAUGUCGAUUUCAGUAGCGAAGUAUCGACAGCAGCACGUCUCAGUGAUGGAUGUCUUGUCUUGGUUGAUGUUGUCGAGGGUGUUUGUACUCAAACAAGAACAGUUCUAGAACAAGCAUUCAGAGAACACAUUAAACCAUGCUUGGUUUUAAACAAAAUCGACCGAUUAAUUUUGGAAAAACAAAUGACUCCAAUGGAGGCUUACCGACAAAUGUUACACAUUUUGCAACAAGUCAAUGUUUUGAUGACAACAUUUGUGACUGCACAACUAUUUAAAAAAAUUAAUACAGAUGAAGAGUCACAGAAUAACAACAAGGAAAGAACUGAAAACAGUGAGGAUGCAACAAAAUCCACACAAGUGUAUUCAAAUGUGUUUGACGAGUAUCAAGUGGAUAGCAAUGAUUUCUUUUCCCCUCAAAAAGGAAACGUUUUGUUUGCUAGUGCUUAUGAUGGUUGGGGAUUUAGAAUUAACGAAUUUGCUGACUUAUUUGCCAAGAAGAUGGGAAUGAAUAAGAACACUCUACAACAGACAUUGUGGGGUGAUUGCUAUCUCAACGCUAAAAAGAAAACCAUUUCUAAAAAGCCACUACGUGACGACCAGCCCAACAUGUUUGUUCAAUUUAUCUUGCAAAACAUUUACAAUGCAUACGACUGUGUUUUAGUGAAUAGAGAUGAAGAGAAGAUUAAGAAAAUGAUUCAAUCGCUAGAGCUGAAUUUAUCAAAGGCAUUCCUCUCCAAGAAUGAUCACAAGACUCAAUUGAAAACAUUGAUGAAUCAAUGGUUGCCACUUUCAGACUCUAUUUUGGAAAUGGUAGUGACUAAAUUACCAAAUCCUCAAGAGGCACAAAGAGAACGUAUUUUGGAUUUGAUUCCAGAAUUGAAAACUGUGGAUGAAAAUGAAUCUGCUCAAGACAAUGUUCCACUGGAUGGUGUUGCCUCUGACAACAAGUUAUCGAAACUAAUUCAUGAAAUUAGAUCACAAAGAAGAAAGUUAAAGAAGAAUUUAUUGGAAUGUGACAAGAGUGAUAACGCAGAAGUCAUGAUCUUUGUUUCUAAAAUGUUUGAGGCAGAUGAGCUGCCAACACAAGGAGGAUCUUCAUCCAAGAUCGAUCACAUUCAACUCCAACGAGAACGAUUGAAAAAGUUGAGAGAAGAGAGAUUGAAGCAAAGGAGCAUGCAAGGUCAAACAUCACUUGACACAUCUGAAACAAGCGUAUUGGACGAGCAACAACAAGAUCAGCAACAACAGACGACGUUAUCUGAGGCCACUUCUACGAGUGAAUCCAGCAAUGCGGAUGAUGAGCAAAAGAAGUCAGUUUCCUUUGAAUUGCCACCUUCCUACACGAACACGAGCGAAGGCGACGAUGAAGAAGAAGGAGGCACGAAUGGUGCAACCUCAACAGCAGCCAUUACUACCAACAAGUUAGUGGCAUUUUGUAGAAUUUUCAGUGGAACGAUCCGAGUUGGACAAACAUUACACAUUCUUGGCCCAAGAUACAAUGCAUCUUCUCCCAACGAAGAUCGCACUGAAUUCAAAGUGGAAAGAUUAUAUCUUCUCAUGGGUAGAGGAUUGGAGUGUGUGGACAGUGUUGCUGCUGGUAACGUAUUUGGAAUGGGAGGAGUUGGAAAACACAUUCUCAAAACAGCCACCAUCUCCUCAAGUAUUUAUUCACCCAUCUUCUCUUCCAUGUACAUUCAAUCCAUUCCCAUUGUCAGAUUUGCCAUUGAACCUAAAAAUUUAAUGGACAUGCCCAAACUUGUCCGUGGAUUGAAAUUAUUGAAUCAAGCAGAUCCCUCUGUUGAGGUUCUCGUUCAAGAAACUGGAGAGCAUGUGAUUGUUACGGCUGGUGAAGUCCAUGCAGAACGUUGCAUUCGAGAUUUGAAUGAGAAAUUUGCCAAAGUACCCAUCACAGUCUCUCCUCCAUUGGUGAGUUUUAGAGAAACGAUUGUAGAGCCACCUCAAAUUCUUACGACUGAGAGUGGUGCUGGAGUAUCUGCCUCCUCAAACUCACAACUUCCUUCUAUUGCCAAAAAGAAAACAGCAAAUAAGAAGUGGACCAUUCUCAUUAAGGCCAUUCCUCUCCCAGACAACAUUGCAUCGUUUAUUGACAAGCAUAGAGAUGACUUGAGAGCUUACUUUUCACAUCAUGAUUUGAAGAGAACUGCAGUCUUUGUCACUUCUGAAGUCAUUGAUCAAUUGAGAAUGGAAUUUGUGAAAGCCGGAAAACAAUGGGAACAGGAAUGGGAGAAUUUGUGGUGCUUGGGCCCUCGACGUAUUGGCCCAAAUAUUCUUUUGAAUCACAUUAGUGAUUACAGAGCUCCAUACUUUGAACCAUUGCAUAAGCAAAUUUCAAACAUGUUGUUAUCGAGUGGUGUGAAGCACAAUGAAACUCCAAAUGAUGACAAGACCAUGAGUAACUUGGAGGAAGCAAAAGAAAAGGACCCUCAUUCCAUAAUGACACUCUCAACCACUUUGGCAACACCAUCCACAACACUCACUCCUGAACAACAACAGCGAGUGGAAUUAUUGAAACAGUACGAUCAUUCAUUCAUUUCUGGUUUUCAAUUAGCAACAGCAUCUGGACCCUUGUGUGACGAGCCCAUGUAUGGAGUAUGUUUUUGUGUAGAGGAUGUGAUUUUUGAAGAGAAGGAUACUGUACAGGGAUCUUCACCUUCGCAUGGCUCUGUUUCACCACAAGUGAACACUAAUGAUACAUCGAUUUCACCAAGUGCUCAACAAUCAACAGAGAUGAAUACUGCUCUCACUUCUCCUCAAUCCAUAACUCAGGUCACAGACUAUAGUCAAAAUGAUGUUGGAGGUCCAUUUACAGGUCAAAUUAUGAGUGCUGUGAAAAGUGCAUGUCGUAAAGCAUUUGAUUCAAGCCCAAGAAGACUUGUCGAAGCCAUGUAUCAUUGUGAAAUUCAAGCAACCAAUGAAAGUGUUGGCUCCGUGUGUGACGUAUUACGAAGACGUCGUGCCAAGAUUUAUUCCGACGACAUGGAGGAAGGAAGUAAUUUAUUCAUUAUUCAAUGUUAUUUACCUGUUGCUGAAAGUUUUGGAUUUGCUGAAGAAUUGAGAACAAAAACAAGUGGUGCUGCUCAACCUCAAAUUGCCUUUUCACAUUGGCAAAUUUUGGAAGUGGAUCCAUUCUAUGUUCCAACCACAGAGGAUGAAUUGGAAGAGUGGGGAGAAAGAGGACUUGCAAAUAUACCAAAUAUUGCUAAGCAAUACAUUGAUCAAGUGAGAAAGAGAAAGGGAUUAAUGUUGGAUAAGAAGAUUGUGGAAUUUGGAGAAAAACAACGAACACUUUCCAAGAAGAAGUAA